Molecule: messenger RNA, 597 nt
Organism: Eruca vesicaria subsp. sativa (arugula)
Lineage: Eukaryota; Viridiplantae; Streptophyta; Magnoliopsida; Brassicales; Brassicaceae
Source: the annotation of a GenBank genome assembly
AUGGUAGCGUCUAGAAAUUUGAUUCCGUUUCAUGAAGUACUCAUUGAAACAACGGUGACCAAUGAAGUUUCCAUUGCCAAGAGCUGGAUACUCGCCGUACGAUCAGAAAAUAUUGAAGAGCCAACGGUAAUCAUCUCUCUAAACUCCAAGACAAACCCUCAAGAUGAUGCAAAAACCGCAACUCUUCAGUUAUGCAUCAAAACCAAAUGUCUCAUACUUCAACUCCUUCAUAUGAACCAAAACACCAACCUCGAAGAAUGUCUUGGUGAUCUAUUUCGAGAUAAUCGAUUUGUUUUCGUAGGAAUCGGUAUUGCGGAAACGGUCAAGAAGCUCAACGGUCUAGUCACAGCUGUUGUUAAGAAAGUUGAUGUUCGUGAUUUGGUAAAGGUUAAUCAUCCUAUUAGUUAUGUGGCGAGAUCAAGGCUUAGCUUGAAGGCCAUGGCUUGUGAGUUGUUGGGGUUUGGUUCGUGGAAACCAAAAAGGAAUUUCUGUCCGAGAGAUUUGACUAGUAGAGUCCUUGAUGAAGAGCUGGUUAAGUUUUUGUCCAUUGAUGCUUAUGUUUCUUAUAAAAUUGGGUAUAAGAUGCUUAAACAAUAA